Molecule: messenger RNA, 4448 nt
Organism: Neoarius graeffei (lesser salmon catfish)
Lineage: Eukaryota; Metazoa; Chordata; Actinopteri; Siluriformes; Ariidae
Gene: klhl42
Product: kelch-like family, member 42
Exons: 3
Coding region: 399-1811 (470 amino acids)
Molecular function (GO): protein binding
Source: RefSeq, a predicted model, not a curated record
AGCGUUCCACGGUGGUUUGUUUACAUUAGGUUUUCUUUUGGAGUCGUUGGGAUUUCCAUGGGAAUGAACGUGUUACUGAUGCCAAGUAAGAUUAAAAACAAAGUUAUAUAAAGUUAACAGAGUGUGCUAACAGUUUUAUAACCGACAUUUUACAAACUAAGCAGCUCAUUUCCGCUGCUGCUGUGUAUUUAGUUACAGAGUUAAUGAGUGAACAUUGGCUUGCUCACGUGUGGAUCUGAACUGCAUCAGCUCUGGAUCUCUGAUGGACUAAACAUUUCCAUAUAUAGGCUUUGGAUGUGGUUCUAGCAGCAGAUCCUUGAGUAGAAAUGUAAACAGCAACAUAAUCCCACGGACGCUAACACGUGGACAGACCAAAACACCCUCGAUCAAAUGCAACCAUGUCGUCGCCUGAGCAGCUUAUUGAGAUUGUUAUGGACAACAGAUCGUACAAUGUGAGCAAGAACAAGCUGAUUGAGAAGAGCGACUACUUCCGGGCGCUGUAUAGCUCUGGCAUGCGGGAGUCUGGAGAAGAUUCAGUGCAACUGCAAGGACUGAGUGUCCCAGGCCUCGAACUCGUCCUGGAGUUCAUCAACACCUCCAAAGUUCAGGUGGUCAACGAAACCCUGGAGGACCUCAUCGAGACGGCGUCUUUCCUCCAAGUGACACCCAUCCUAAAGCUUCUUCUGUCUGAAAUCCGCCAAGACAAUUGUGUCGAGGUCUUCAACCUCUCAGAGGUCUACGGCACCCAUGAGCUGCGCACGGCAUGCCUGAAGUUCAUGAGCUGCUACUACCACCCCAUGCUGCGCAGACCCGAGUUCCAUACUUUGCCUGUUGAAUCGCGUGAGCAGAUCAGGGAGAUGCGGAUGAGGGGCACGGCCACGCUGGUGGCAGUCGGAGACUUUGUGGGAACCUGCCUUGACCUUACUGAUCAAGAUGAGCCGUGGUCCAUGCUGCGCUACGGCGAGCGAGAGCAGCGCUGGAAGCCGCUCGCCAACAAUCUUCCUUCAGACAUGGUCAAUGUCCGAGGGUACGGCUCAGCUGUGCUUGAUAACUACCUUUUCAUCGUCGGUGGCUACAGGAUGGCGAGUCAAGAGAUCGCUGCAGCACACUGUUACAAUCCAUGCAGAAAUGAAUGGACUCAUAUAGCUCCUUUGAACCAGAAAAGGGCUAACUUUAAGCUGGUGGCAGUGAGUGGGAAGCUGUAUGCAGUAGGAGGGCAUGGCUUAAGUACAGUGGAGUGCUAUGGACCUGAGCAGGAUUGGUGGACCUGCGUUUCCUCCAUGCCUGAUCCUCUGACCGAGUUCUCUGCAUGCGAAUGCCAGGGCAUGAUCUACGUCAUGGGUGGCUACACAGCCAGAGACAGGAACACGAAUGUUUUGCGCUACUGCCCUACGUCAGACACGUGGUCUGUGUUGCACACGUGCUCGGCACACGUGCGGAAGCAGCAGAUGCUGUCUGUGGAGGAGAUCAUCUACCUUGUGGGUGGCUACACGCGUGAGCUGGAGAGAGCCGAGCACGUCAGGGUCAACCCUGCCGAAGACGCGUUGGCAGUGCAGUCGUAUAAUGUGCGCACAGGUGAGUGGCUGCAGCUGCGAGCGAGUGUAUCCAAGUCAGGCCUGAACCUCACGUGUGCUCUGCAUAAUGAUGGCAUCUACAUCAUGAGCCGUGACGUUGGCCCACGCACCAACCUUGAGCACCGCGUCUUCCUCAAGUACAACGUGUUCAGUGAUGCCUGGGAGGCCUUCCGACGCUUCCCGACACUUGGCCAUAACGUGCUGCUCUGUUCCCUUUACCUGCCCAACAUCCUCUAAAGAAGAUUUAUAUAAAAAAAAAACGGGUAACGGUCACACGGUACUGAAGAUAAUUGGUGGUUAUGUUCAUGUCCAAGGAACUGAGACUCUGAUGCACAUUACAGAAGGUGGACUAAUUCAUAACUGCCCUAUAAUUGACUCAGUGGUUGUAACUCAGUGGUUUACAUUCAGUAACAGUUUAACAGUCUGUCAUCCUGCUGAUAGCUUUAACAGGAAGUUGUUGAGGUAUAAAUGAAUUGAGAAACGUUGCUUUACCAUGUUGUCGAGUAUGCAGGAAACAGUAUGGGAACAAUUACACUGCUGUAGCAGAUUUCUCAAUCUUACACAAAACCAACUAAUGCCAAUGCAUGCACUUACUCCCUGUAUUCUGCCAAUCUGUAAUAUAUUAGUGUACGCCGUGGUUUUACAUGGCCAUGAUUGGGAUGGAACACUAAGAGUGAUUGCAAAUUGUUAGUCUUAACUCUAUGUAACUUUUCAGAAAAUUACCACUUAAGCCUUCAAUUUGGGCAUCUGGCAAACAAGCUUGACCAAAAUACCUGGAUUUUUUUUUAAAAUAAGGGUUACAUGGAGGGUUUAUACAUUAGAGAACAUGAAAUGGUCAAAAGGUUUGGAGACAGUACUCUAAACUCUACCCAGAAGUUUACAUACAGGGACAGAAACGUCAUGGCAGUAUUGGGCUUUCAGUGAUUUAUUUGAACUGUUCGUUUUCUGUACCAGAAUGAUUGUAUGAUAUACAUCUUUAAUAGAACCAAAACUAGACUUUGGUACACAAGUUUUCAUUUCUUUUGGGUUUUCUGAAAUCAACAAAGGGUCGAAAAUAUCCAUAGAGCACACCUAAUAUUUGGUGAAAUGUCCAUUAACAAGUUUAACCUUGACCAGACGAUUUUGGAAGCCAUCAACAAACUUUCUGGCAGCAUUCUGGUUUCGAUAUUUGUCCACUGUUCUUGGCAGAAAUGGUAGAGCUUGAUUUAAUUUGUUGGUUUCCUGGCAUGGACUCGGGUUUUAAGCACAGUCCGUAUAUUUUCAAUACGGUUGAGGUCAGGACUAGUUUUCAUCUGAAUGUUAGCAAUGCAUUAUCCUCCACAAUUAGCUUUGAUGUGUGUUUGGGGUCAUUGUCCUGUUGGAACAUCCAACUCUGUCCUGGUUCCUGAUGGUUUGAAGUUAUACCGAAGAAUUUUGAGGUUCUUCAUGAGUCCAUCCAUUUUAUGCAAUGCGCCAGUUCCAAUGGUGGCAAAACAGCCCCAGAGCAUGCUGCUACCACCACCAUGCUUCACAGUUAAUAGAGUGUACCUCUGGUCACUGUGGCCACUCAACUCAAUCUUUGUCUUAUCUGACCAUAAAACUUUUUCCUCCAGCAGGCUUUUCUUUGUCCAUGUGGUUAGCUGCAAACUUUAGUCAAGCUUGAGGUGUUGAUUUUGCAGCAGGGGCUUCUUUCAUGGAUAGCAGCCUCUCAGUCCAUGGUGAUGUAAAACUCACUUGAAUCUAGACAGUGUUCCAGCAGCUUCCAAUUCAUGGUAGGGCUGUGCCUUGGUUGUUCCUGAUCAUUCAAAUCCGUUUCCUCCCAGCUGAGGGUGACUGUUUGUUUGGGUCUUCUCCUAGCAAAGUGGCUUGGCAAAAUGGCUACACAUUUAUAACAUGUACUUAUGUAAAGUUGUUUGAACAGAUGAUUUUGGAAAUCUGCAGUUAUUCAGAAACGGCUCCAAGAGGCAUUCCUGAGUGUGUAACUCUAUGAUCGUUUUUCUCAGAUCUGCACUGAGCUCCUUGGGCUUUACCAUUGUACUGUGUGUUGGUCAGUUCAGUGAAUGCUAUCAAACAAUGCUGUGCACAGAGAAGCUACCAGUUGUAGUCAAUUAUGAUCACUAAUAAGAAGUUAAGACACAAGUUAAAACAUUUUGGAACUUUCAGUGCCACUGAAUUAAUAAUCCAAGUGGGUGUCUGUAGAAUUUUGACCCUGUCUUGAUUUCAGAAAACCCCAAAUAAAUUCAAUCUUGUGCAGCAAAGUCUUUUUUUUUCUAUUAAAGAUGUAUGUUGUACAAUCAUUCUGCGACAGAAAAAGAACAGUUCAAUGAAAUAAGUGAAAGCCUAAUAUGUAAACUUCUGACCACAGCUGGAUGUGUACACAGACAGUAUGUAUUAAAGGUGCCUUGUCUUGUCUUGGAACGUAUUUUUGUUUGUUUGUUUUACCUUUAUUUUACCAGGAAGUCCUCUCUUUUCCAAGAGAGACCUGGUCAAGAUAGAAGCCAUACACACUCACAAAAAUAGAACGUAUCCAAUAUAAUCUACAAAAUCCACAACCUAUUUGAACUCAAUGGCCUCUACAAGUCUCAACACUCCAUAUUCUUUAUGAUGUUGUUUAUAUUUAUCAGAUGACUAUCAGUGUAUCCAAUUUUAGAUCUUUCUGCAGAUUAUUCCAUGUCCAGGGUACAUUGUAAGAAAAUGCAGUUUCCUCCAAAUCUGUAAAAACCUGCGGUUCAUCUCAUCUCAUUAUCUGUAGCCGCUUUAUCCUGUUCUACAGGGUCGCAGGCAAGCUGGAGCCUAUCCCAGCUGACUACGGGCGAAAGGCAGGGUACACCCUGGACAAGUCGCCAGGUCAUCACAGGGCUGACACAUAGACACAGACAACCAUUCACACUCACA